Messenger RNA from Aureobasidium vineae, 2421 nucleotides. The record is from the annotation of a GenBank genome assembly. NCBI's taxonomy places the organism in Eukaryota, Fungi, Ascomycota, Dothideomycetes, Dothideales, Saccotheciaceae.
AUGACUGUAGCAAUGGACAACUCAUUUCGUAGCUGGUCCUCGAAUGCUAACACCGGGUCUCUGUGUCUCGAGGACAAGUAUGAGAUCAUCAAGGACAUCGGUGAUGGCAGCUUCGGAAGUGUCGUCCUCGCAAGGACAAGGAGCGCUGGCGCUCACCUCGUACGAAGAAACACUUUGGUACGUCGAUCCUUUAACGUCGAUACCUUUAGGUCACGUCUAACCAAACCUUAUAGNGUUGCUGUCAAGACUAUGAAGAAAACAUUCGAAUCUUUCUCACAGUGUAUGGAUCUCAGAGAGGUCAUCUUCCUCAAGUCAAUACCAGCUCACCCUCAUCUUGUACCGGCUUAUGACAUCUUCCUGGAUCCUCUCAGCAAGAAGUUGCACAUCGCCAUGGAGAACAUGGAUGGCAACCUUUACCAGCUGAUGAAGACGCGGGACCACAAGCCUUUUGAUGGCACUGUUGUUAAAAGCAUCUUGUUCCAGAUCCUCGGCGGCCUGGAGCAUAUUCAUGAGCACGGCUUCUUCCAUCGCGACAUCAAACCGGAAAACAUCCUGGUCUCCUCCUCGGCACCCGACACUCAAAGCGCUUUCAAGCGAUACUCGGCGCUAGUGACACCACCCUCGACACCNCCUACCUACACAAUCAAGCUUGCCGACUUUGGACUGGCAAGGGAAACUCACUUCAUGGUCCCAUACACAACAUAUGUCUCCACGAGAUGGUACCGUGCACCUGAAGUACUCCUAAGAGCCGGCCAGUAUUCUGCGCCUGUGGACAUAUGGGCAUUCGGUGCCAUGGCUGUUGAGAUUGCAACCUUGAAGCCUNNCUUCCCAGGUGGCAACGAAGUCGACCAGGUUUGGAGAGUGUGUGAGAUCAUGGGAAGCCCCGGUCUUUGGGUCAACAAACAUGGUCAGAAGCUGGGUGGUGGAGAGUGGAAAGACGGCGUACGCCUAGCUGGCAAGCUUGGAUUCUCCUUCCCGAAAAUGGCCCCUCAUCCCAUAGAGACGAUUCUCCAAGCACCCCAAUGGUCCGCAAGUUUCGCACGAUUCAUCACCUGGUGUCUGAUGUGGGACCCUAACGUUCGACCAACUUCGACACAAGCCCUUCAACACGAAUACUUCGCUGAUGCAGUCGACCCUGUGAGACCCAAGUCAUCAAACACCGCCAAAUUCCUCCGCAGCAAGAGCUCUACUUUGGGUAGCCUCGAGAGCUCGCCAGAAUCUAACCAAGGCAGUAUUCAGCUCAAGAAGUCAUCGUGGUUCAGAAAAUCAAUCAGCACUACAGACUUCACGCCACCCCCAGAGCACGCACCCCAAGCUCCCACCUCCCAUCCUUCACCCAUCAAUGCUCGAGGGGUUGAAGGCACUGGUUCGAUCAAACUUCGCCCUCCGUUCGCCAAGAGAGCAACAUGGAACAGUGCCGUACCAAUACCUAUUUUGCCAUCCAUCAAGCCAGUCUCGCCGAUACAUGACGUUGUGACUGCCAGCGCGAAGACUGAAGCUAUCGAGAAAAAGAAGAUCUCAAGACAGUUAUCUGUCAACUCGCACGGCAAUCACUACGCAGAGUACCACCGCCAGGAAGCCGAAAAGGCUCUCAACGGCAUGACCGGGCUNGCUUCACCUACUGGAAGCAUCAGAGAAAGCUUCUUCNNUCAUCUUCGCAAACGGGCCCGUAGAUUCUCUGGUCGUAACCAAAUCCCAGGAUCACCAGGACCCGAGGAGCCAGAAUCCACAAGUGUCGGGUGUGCACCUUGGGUAUCAAGCAACCGGUCAUCGAUGUCCGUAGAGCCUCCUGCCCGCGACUCUUCCGCCGACACAGGGUUCUCAGAACUCGACAAGGCUUUAGAGAGCGUUCGCUCUAGCCUUGAUGCUCGCGCAUCGAAUGCGCCCGCUAGACAAGUCCAACGCAUGUCAAGCACGCCCAUUCUCAAACGACACCAUUCGUUGUCCACAGUCGCCGAUGGACGUACCUCGCCUGCACUUUCUGUUAAUGCGCAGACUACCAGCCGAACGCGAAGAUCAAUCAGGCAAUCGUUAAACCCUCGUCAAAGAUACGAAACUCCUGACGAAGAAGAGGAGUUGCUUGACGAGGCAUUGACCAACGCGCGUCGGGCAGCAAGACGUCUUGAAAAGCCCACCCCAACGAAGCCGUCCUCGGGCAAGGAGAACACCCGACCUCCCAUUACACACGUGACCUCGGAUCCUGGCUACUCAGCUCCCUACUUAACACCCUCCCCGUCCAAAGACAACAACAUUGGUUUUGGUCAAACGGACAUAACUCCUACCAAGUCCAUGGUCAUCACACCGCGGAGGCAGCGCGACAGUCUGAAUCCUCAAUGGCCAACACCUCCCUAUGACGAUCAUGAAUGGGCUUCAUCGGCCGCAGCAUCCAUCCUUGCUGUGCAAUCGGAUAAGCUCAAGUAA